AUGUAUGCUUGAAAGCUUCUUCUGUCUGCAGUGGGACCAGCUUGGCUGCAUGGAUCCGUUAGUUUCACACUUUUUCUUCAAGCGAACAGACCAAGCGUGUGGAUUUAAAUCAAACAAAAUGUGUGACUACCAACGCGAAUACUCCUUUGUGCUGGACGACAGCACCUUUGAAGGCGAUGUCUCGAUGGCGAGCAUUGACAGCGGCUUUGAAAGCAUGUGGGUGCAAGUCGCCGAGGAGCUGCGCCACGAGAGGGAAAUAAACGAGCUGGACCAACUUUUCCAACAAAAAUUGAGCCUGAGUCCGCCAGCACAAAAACAUGGAGAUCAAUGGAUGUUUUAAUGAACAUCCCAAAAAGACGACGACUUGUGAUGAUUUUAUAAGCUUACCCAGAUAACCCAGAUUUGUCACACAAAAUGACCUUCGCUGGGGCAUUUUCGAUAAGUGCCCGAAGUCUUUGUAUAAGCAAAAGUAUAAGUCCCUAUAGGUUUUUGUACACCGCGUUCCUUAAAGUUGUAAUUUUCGUUAUCGCGCAGUUAUCUGUAAAUUGUAUUCAUUCGUUAACUAUUACGCGUAAUGUUUUCUGUUAAAUUAGCAACUAUUCGACUUAUACCGAACCUAAGUUGGUCCUGUGUAUGGGCGCUCACUGAACAAAUUGAACAUACGGCAAUUGUUUGCCUUCGAUUUAUAUUUAUUUUAUUUGGAAACAACUUCCUCAUCUCUCUAGGAGUUCACCUAUUGUAUAUAAAAGCCAGAAGGAAGUAUCGUACAUCCUUAGCCCACAUGAUUAUCAGAUAAAGUUAUCAAAUUCCAAUUGUUUAUCAUA
Molecule: messenger RNA, 824 nt
Organism: Drosophila obscura
Lineage: Eukaryota; Metazoa; Arthropoda; Insecta; Diptera; Drosophilidae
Exons: 2
Coding region: 5-340 (111 amino acids)
Source: RefSeq, a predicted model, not a curated record